Chinchilla lanigera (long-tailed chinchilla) is the source of this 2262-nucleotide messenger RNA. RefSeq names its product potassium channel, two pore domain subfamily K, member 1 (gene Kcnk1). Gene Ontology annotation, cellular component: membrane. The transcript is spliced from 3 exons. Gene Ontology annotation, biological process: potassium ion transmembrane transport; stabilization of membrane potential. Lineage: Eukaryota; Metazoa; Chordata; Mammalia; Rodentia; Chinchillidae. The record is from RefSeq and is a predicted model, not a curated record. Bases 303 to 1313 code for a protein of 336 amino acids. Gene Ontology annotation, molecular function: potassium ion leak channel activity.
GCCCGGCGGGGCCACGCGAGCCCAGGAGCCUACCGCUGAGGGCGGGGGCGUCGCGGUCCGCCCAGCCCAGCCCCCUGCGCGCUCGGUCAAGUUUGCGCGCGGUCUCCGCCGGCUCUAGGUUACCUGAGCCAGCGACCACGUCACUGCCACAUCAGCUGGGCUUUUAUAUUGCGAGGAAACAGGAAAAGCAGCCGAAGGCGUCGCGGGCGCGGGCCAAUCGCGGUUGGCAGCGGCGGGCGGCGGGCCGCGCUCGGCCGGUCUGCGGCGCGGGCCUGGCGGCCUCGGAGGCGGUGGCGGGGAAGAUGCUGCAGUCCCUGGCCGGCAGCUCGUGCGUGCGCCUGGUGGAGCGGCACCGCUCGGCCUGGUGCUUCGGCCUGCUGGUGCUCGGCUACCUGCUCUACCUGGUCUUCGGCGCCGUGGUCUUCUCCUCCGUGGAGCUGCCCUACGAGGACCUGCUGCGCCAGGAGCUGCGCAAGCUGAAGCGGCGCUUCCUGGAGGACCACGAGUGCCUGUCGGAGCCGCAGCUCGAGCAGUUCCUGGGCCGGGUGCUGGAGGCCAGCAACUACGGCGUGUCGGUGCUCAGCAACGCCUCGGGCAACUGGAACUGGGACUUCACCUCGGCGCUCUUCUUCGCCAGCACCGUGCUCUCCACCACAGGUUAUGGCCACACCGUGCCCCUAUCGGAUGGGGGCAAGGCCUUCUGCAUCAUCUACUCGGUCAUCGGCAUCCCCUUCACCCUCCUGUUCCUGACUGCCGUGGUCCAGCGCAUCACCGUGCAUGUCACCCGCAGACCAGUCCUCUACUUCCACAUCCGCUGGGGCUUCUCCAAGCAAAUGGUGGCCAUUGUCCACGCCGUUGUCCUUGGGUUUGUCACCGUGUCCUGCUUCUUCUUCAUCCCAGCUGCUGUGUUCUCAGUCUUGGAGGAUGACUGGAACUUCCUUGAAUCCUUCUAUUUUUGUUUUAUUUCCCUGAGCACCAUUGGCCUGGGGGAUUAUGUUCCUGGGGAAGGCUACAAUCAGAAAUUCAGAGAGCUCUACAAGAUCGGGAUCACGUGUUACCUGCUGCUGGGCCUCAUCGCCAUGCUGGUGGUUCUGGAGACCUUCUGUGAGCUCCACGAGCUGAAGAAGUUCCGGAAGAUGUUCUACGUGAAGAAGGACAAGGACGAAGACCAGGUGCACAUUGUGGAGCACGACCAGUUGUCCUUCUCCUCCAUCACAGACCAAGCAGCCAGCGUGAAGGAGGAGCAGAAGCAGAGCGAGCCCUUCGUGGCUGCGCAGGUGUCUGCCUUCGCAGACGGCUCUGCCAGUCACUGAGCCCGGCCUUCCUGCCUUGGGCGGCAGCAUGGGGCCAGUGCAAGGGACAGGCUCAACUGGGUCCAUUUAUACAAGAAUGUAAAAGCCGAGGUGAUGUUAUUUUGAGAAAUAUCUACUAUUUGCAUUAUUUUUAAAAGUGGAAUAAAGGAAUCCUUGACUUUGGAAGGAUGUCUAAUAUCUGGGGAAAUGGGAUCUGUACCUAGGGUUCACAUGUGACAAAAUUACCUGUACUGAUAAGAGAAGAACACCUGAAGGAGUGUGCUGAGGUAGAUGAAAAUGGAUUUUGUACUUUUACUUGGGGAUGUUGGGGUUUGCAUUCAAAUCAUUUAGCUUACGACUAAAUAGGAACAUUUAUAUUUAAAAGCAGAAAAAAUUGAAAUAGUGUUUUAUAAAUAGGUUUAUGUGUAUUUGUUUGCAUGUACCCAUUCAAAAUAGUUAUUUUUGUAGCAUCUAAGUUAAACUUACUAUUUAUAAUGGAUAGGUUACCAUUAACUAUGUACAUAUAAAGUAUAAAUAUGUUUAUAUCCUGUACAUAUGGUUUAGGUUACCAGAGCUCACUGUACUUCUUAACCCAAAACUGUAGAUAUUUUUCUUUUGAUUUCUCUUUAUACUAAGGAAUCCAGAAUUGCUACAAUAAGAAGGGGAAUAAUAAAUUUAAGAGUAAAUAACUAUAAUAUUCCAUUACAAUAAAUAUUUCUAUCUUCUUGGAAUAGUAUGAUGUCAGAUGUCUAAAAUAUCUGUAAACUUUUUGGAAGGGGACAAACAAGAAAUAGCAGGAUUUGAAAAAAUGUUGAGAUAUUUUGUUUAGAAGGUACAUUGUGAUUUACACCUACCUGGCACUAAAGCACAGAACUUGAACAUAAAAGCCCCUAAUGAACAGACUGUGUUUCAUUCAUCUAAAAAUCCUAAAUUAGAAGCUAAAGUAAAUAAAAAUCAUGGUUGGUUGCAA